UGUUCUCCGCUCCGCCAUCUCAUCCCUCCAUCCGAGGCUGGUGGUGGCUGCUGGCUCCCCCAGCUCUCUCCCCCUCUCCCCUUCGUCAACUGAAACGGUGACGUUACCACACCACCGGUGCAGGCAGUAGUAACUGCACUGACACAGUGACACUGAGCACGCUUCUUGCUCGUGGUCGCAGUUGCUGCCGCAUCCACUACCCCGUCACUGCAUAGCCUCGAGGCGCAGCAAUGGCGCUGCCAAGAUCCGUGUCCGUCCUCGUGCUCGUGUUCUUGGUCUUGUGGAGAGAGGGGGAGGCGUCCACGUUCACGUUCGUGAACCGGUGCGCGGACACGGUGUGGCCGGGCAUCCUGUCCAACGCCGGCAGCCCGCGGCUGGAGCCCACGGGGUUCGAGCUCCCGCCGGGCGCCGCGCGCGCGGUGCCGGCGCCGUCGGGCUGGUCCGGCCGCAUGUGGGCGCGCACGGGCUGCUCGCAGGACGGCGCCACGGGGCGGCUUGUCUGCUCCACGGGCGACUGCGGCUCCGGCGCCGCCGAGUGCGCGGGCGCGGGCGCCGCGCCGCCGGCGACGCUGGCCGAGUUCACGCUCGACGGCAGCGGCGGGCUGGACUUCUACGACGUCAGCCUCGUGGACGGCUACAACCUCCCCGUGCUGGUGGAGACCUCCGGCGGCGGGGGCUUCAGCGGGCCCGCGUCGUGCGCGGCGGCCGGGUGCGCCGCGGACCUGAACGCGAUGUGCCCCGCGGAGCUCCGGGCCGGCGGAGGCGCCGCGUGCCGGAGCGCGUGCGACGCGUUCGCGCGGCCCGAGUACUGCUGCAGCGGCGCCUUCGCGUCCCCGGCGGCGUGCCGGCCGACGGCCUACUCGCAGGUGUUCAAGACCGCGUGUCCGCGCUCCUACAGCUAUGCAUUCGACGACCCCACCUCCACAUUCACCUGCGGCGGCCGCCCCGACUACACCGUCACAUUCUGUCCUGGCGCCACCCCAAGGUCCGGCCAUUCUAAGUCGACGACCAUGCCUGGCGCGACGCCGACGCCGGUGCCCGGGACGACGACGACUACAACUACGACGGUGCCGGGCGCCACCCCCACGACGGUGCCUGGGACGACGCCGAUGCCUGGCGCGACGCCCGCGAUGCCGACGGGGACCAUGAUGCCCGGCACGACGUUCACGGACGCCACCCCGGAUAGCGCGAUGCCGAUCGGCGGCGGCCUCGGCAUCGAGGGCGGCGGGGUGCAAGGCAACGUGCUCCUCGGCGGCAGCAGCAGCGAGGGCGGCGUCUCGUGGCUCGUCAACAUGGCCACCGGCGACGCGUCCGCCGCCGCCCCGCUGGCCUCCUCGGCGAAGCUGAUGGCAGCGCCGCUGGCGACGCUGCUCUACCACCACUUGCGGCAGCUCCUGCUGUAAGCGGUAGUGAGAUUAGAGGAAUUCGUUUGCAAGUCGGGGGAUGGGGAUGCUCCGGAGACGAGGAUAUCAGGAUAGACUGUGCAAGCAAGCUUGUAGCAUGGUGGUCUCUGUAGAUGAUUAUUGAUUGAUGUCAAGUUUAAUUUAGAUAGUUGUGGCUACUAGUUCAAGUUUUAGUGGAGAAACGCAUGAAUGUGUAGCUUUUGGUUAAGUUAAUCCUUCUCGUACUAGCUGCGAUUUGUUC
Molecule: messenger RNA, 1644 nt
Organism: Panicum hallii
Lineage: Eukaryota; Viridiplantae; Streptophyta; Magnoliopsida; Poales; Poaceae
Product: thaumatin-like protein 1
Exons: 3
Coding region: 231-1403 (390 amino acids)
Biological process (GO): defense response
Cellular component (GO): extracellular region
Source: RefSeq, a predicted model, not a curated record